This is a messenger RNA of Paramecium pentaurelia, 1524 nucleotides long. Lineage: Eukaryota; Ciliophora; Oligohymenophorea; Peniculida; Parameciidae. The record is from the annotation of a GenBank genome assembly.
AUGAAAUAAAAAGCACCUUAAAUAUCACCUAAUAAAUUGUAUGCUAGUUUAUUAAAAAAAAAAAAUGAAAUUGAGCAAUAACAAAAAAUUGUUAAAUCUCCUAUUAUUUAAGGGAGUCCUUUUAUUAAUACAUAAAAGUAAAAAGCAUUUUUUAUUUUAGAAAUAGCACUGGUUAAGUGAAAAUAGAUUCAAAAAAACAAAGACCAUCAAGUGGAAAAGAUUUGAAAGAUAUUAGCACAGUUUUAUUAAAAAAAACUCAUGUACGUUAAAAUAGUAAAAUUAUUGAAACAAAAGAGAAUUCAUAAAAUCUAACAUAAUCAGCAUUAUAACUAUUGUAAAAAAUAAAGGCUGAUCGACCAGAUAAUAAAAUAGGAUAAAUAUAAACCUCAAAAGAAAUAUUACAAUAUCAUUAGUAAUUAAUUUAAAAAUAAUAUUAAAAAUUGCUUGAUUUAUCUAAAUAAACUGAGAAUCAUUAGUUAUAAUAAUAAUAAUAAUAAUAAUAACAAUAAUAAAAAUAGAAACUAUUUAAAGGUCCUCGAUCUAUUAGUAAUCCAGAUAUUACAACACUUUAAUUAUGUAUUUCUAAAGCUCAUGCAAAAUCAAUUCCAGGAAUGCUUUAUACUGGAUAAACUAAAACUAAUUAAGAUUCUUAUAAAUUAAUAUAAAAAUUUGGAACUAAGGAAAAUGAUUGGUAUCUUUAAGUUUCUGAUGGUCAUGGGACAAAUGGACAUUAAGUUGCAUAAUUUGUCCAAGAGAUUUUACCUGCUUAUAUAGAACAAGAAGUAGUGUAAUCUCCAUAUUAUUAUGACAGAGAUAAGUAAUUUAAUUUACACUAUAUAAAAAUAGAACAAUAACUAAUAUUUUUAAACAAAGUUUUUAAUAAACAAAUGAAGAUCUACUAAAUUCUGGAAUUGAUGUAACUUAUUCAGGAGCCACUACUGUUGUAGUAAUUGCAUUUGAGAAUAUACUUUAUUGUGCUAAUAUUGGAGAUAGUAGAGCUGUAUUAAUGAAUUAAUAUUAUAUAGAUAAUAGGAAGAUACGAUACUAAAUUAUCUGUGAUUGAAUUAUCAAAAGAUCAUAAACCUGAUUGUUUUUUAGAAUAAGCUCGAAUCAUUUAAAGAGGAGGCAGAGUUCAAGCUUAUAGUGAUGAGGAAGGUAAUCCUAUAGGACCAGCCAGAGUUUGGAAAUCUGAUGAAGAUGUACCUGGAUUAGCCAUGUCUAGAAGUUUUGGUGAUUAUGUAGCUAGUUUAGUUGGAGUAAUUAGUGAACCAGAAAUUAUUAAGCAUUAAUUAUUGCCUACAGAUAAAUUCUUAGUAGUAGCUUCUGAUGGAAUUUGGGAGUAUUGUUGUUAAUUAAUAAAGAUUUUUAUCUAACGAAUGGGUUAUUGAAACAGUAUAUGAAUUUUACAAGAAAGGUGAUUGCAUAGGUGCUUGUAAUAAAUUAGUUUAAGCAGCAAAAGAGGCAUGGCAAAUGGAAGAUGAAGUCAUUGAUGACAUUACUGUCAUUAUUGCAUUUUUAAAAUGA